GCCGUAAACAGACAACAUGGCGGCCGCGGUGGCGACGGCACCCGGGACGUUGGGAUCCCUGCAUGCUGGCGGCGUCCGCCUAGUAGCUGCUUGUAAUGCGCGGCUCUGCCAGGGGUUGAGGUUUCCCAGCUCGUUGGCAGGCCGGCGGGUGGGCCAGGCGAUCUGGGCCCAGAGCUGGGUGCCUGUGGCCGGGGGUCCCGCACCAAGAAGGGGCUACAGCUCUGAGGUGAAGACGGAGGACGAACUACGGGUGCGGCACCUGGAGGACGAGAACCGAGGAAUUGUGGUGCUUGGAAUAAACAGAGCUUAUGGCAAAAAUUCACUCAGUAAAAAUCUUAUAAAAAUGCUAUCAAAAGCUGUGGAUGCUUUGAAAUCUGAUAAGAAAGUACGGACCAUAAUAAUCAGGAGUGAAGUCCCAGGGAUAUUUCGUGCUGGUGCUGACCUUAAGGAAAGAGCCAAAAUGAGUUCCAGUGAAGUUGGUCCUUUUGUCUCCAAAAUAAGAGCAGUGAUUAAUGAUAUUGCUAAUCUUCCAGUGCCAAUGAUUGCAGCAAUAGAUGGACUCGCUUUAGGUGGUGGUCUUGAACUGGCUUUAGCUUGUGAUAUACGAGUAGCAGCUUCCUCUGCAAAAAUGGGCCUGGUUGAAACAAAAUUGGCAAUUAUUUCUGGUGGAGUGGGGACACAGCGAUUGCCACGUGCCAUUGGAAUGUCCCUGGCCAAGGAGCUCAUAUUCUCUGCGCGAGUCCUUGAUGGCCAGGAAGCCAAAGCAGUGGGCUUAAUCAGCCAUGUUCUGGAACAGAACCAGGAGGGAGAUGCUGCCUACAGAAAGGCCCUGGACCUGGCAAGAGAGUUUUUACCUCAGGGACCUGUUGCAGUGAGAGUGGCAAAAUUAGCAAUUAAUCAAGGCAUGGAGGUCGAUUUAGUAACAGGGUUAGCCAUGGAAGAAGCUUGUUAUGCUCAGACCAUUCCAACGAAAGACAGACUUGAAGGUCUUCUUGCUUUUAAAGAGAAAAGGCCCCCUCGCUAUAAAGGAGAAUAAAAGGAACAGAAAUUCUUAAGAUGCCAGUGUAAUAAAUGUACUUCUGGAAGUGUCUUUUGGAUCCACUAUAUGCCUGAGCACGUGGAAUCUCAAUGACCAAAGUGAAGAGCAAAUUAUUCAUAUAGUGUAAUUAGCAUCCGGAAUGGACCCAUCUGUGUACUUCACUCAAAUAUGUAAAUGUCAUAUUCAUUCAGAUUUAUAAAGCUAGUAGUGUAUAUUGUCAGAAAACAGGCAAAGUUAGAUAUACAUUUUUAAAUAUUUCCUGCAUAAGAGGCUUUCUGUUCUUAAUUUUUUAAUGUGAAUAAUUUAUAUAUUGCACACUAGGAAAUAAUAUUGAUUAUAUGUCUACUGUGCUGCAUUAAGAAAAUAAAAUUAUUUCUCUAUACCAAAAAUGUGAAGUUAUACCAAAUAAAGUUUCUAAGUGAUUGAUGCAUAUGAACAGAUACAUACACAUACAUCUAAACCUGAAAAACGAAUUGAUAUUCUGAGUGAAAACUACCUAAUAUAAAUAAAACUAGUGAAAA
Messenger RNA from Callithrix jacchus (white-tufted-ear marmoset), 1560 nucleotides. The record is from RefSeq and is a predicted model, not a curated record. NCBI's taxonomy places the organism in Eukaryota, Metazoa, Chordata, Mammalia, Primates, Cebidae.